Messenger RNA from Linum trigynum, 3068 nucleotides. The record is from the annotation of a GenBank genome assembly. Lineage: Eukaryota; Viridiplantae; Streptophyta; Magnoliopsida; Malpighiales; Linaceae.
UAGUCGUCGUUGAAGAAUAGUCUCAGGCCGAAUCCGUGAUCUGUAGCCUUCAAAAUCCAAAGAAAAUGGCCUCUCGACGCCCACAAAAUUACGAAAAUGCCAUCCGAAAAUAAAUUGGCCCAAAUCGGUGUUUAAUGGACUUAUCAUCCGUGGAGAAUAGGAUCAAUAGACUUCAUUAUCGGUGGAGAAUAGCCUCGGCCUGAUUUCGUGAUCUGUAGCCUCCAGAAUCGAAAGAAAAUGGCAUUUCAGAAAAAUCGCCCAAAAUCGGUGAUGGUACCCCUUUGCAAUCUGCCAAAAAUUGACCCGGAAUAAAUUCGCCCAAAUCGGUGCUUAAUGGACUUAGUCGUCGUUGAAGAAUAGUCUCAGGCCGAAUCCGUGAUCUGUAGCCUUCAAAAUCCAAAGAAAAUGGCCUCUCGACGCCCACAAAAUUACGAAAAUGCCAUCCCAAAAUAAAUUGGCCCAAAUCGGUGUUUAAUGGACUUAUCAUCCGUAGAGAAUAGGAUCAAUAGACUUCAUUAUCGGUGGAGAAUAGCCUCGGCCUGAUUUCGUGAUCUGUAGCCUCCAGAAUCGAAAGAAAAUGGCAUUUCGGAAAAAUCGCCCAAAAUCGGUGAUGGUACCCCUUUGCAAUCUGCCAAAAAUUGACCCGGAAUAAAUCCGCCCAAAUCGGUGCUUAAUGGACUUAGUCAUCGUUGAAGAAUAGUCUCAGGCCGAAUCCGUGAUCUGUAGCCUUCAAAAUCCAAAGAAAAUGGCCUCUCGACGCCCACAAAAUUAUGAAAAUGCCAUCCGAAAAUAAAUUGGCCCAAAUCGGUGUUUAAUGGACUUAUCAUCCGUGGAGAAUAGGAUCAAUAGACUUCAUUAUCGGUGGAGAAUAGCCUCGGCCUGAUUUCGUGAUCUGUAGCCUCCAGAAUCGAAAGAAAAUGGCAUUUCGGAAAAAUCGCCCAAAAUCGGUGAUGGUACCCCUUUGCAAUCUGCCAAAAAUUGACCCGGAAUAAAUCCGCCCAAAUCGGUGCUUAAUGGACUUAGUCGUCGUUGAAGAAUAGUCUCAGGCCGAAUCCGUGAUCUGUAGCCUUCAAAAUCCAAAGAAAAUGGUCUCUCGACGCCCACAAAAUUACGAAAAUGCCAUCCGAAAAUAAAUUGGCCCAAAUCGGUGUUUAAUGGACUUAUCAUCCGUGGAGAAUAGGAUCAAUAGACUUCAUUAUCGGUGGAGAAUAGCCUCGGCCUGAUUUCGUGAUCUGUAGCCUCCAGAAUCGAAAGAAAAUGGCAUUUCGGAAAAAUCGCCCAAAAUCGGUGAUGGUACCCCUUUGCAAUCUGCCAAAAAUUGACCCGGAAUAAAUCCGCCCAAAUCGGUGCUUAAUGGACUUAGUCGUCGUUGAAGAAUAGUCUCAGGCCGAAUCCGUGAUCUGUAGCCUUCAAAAUCCAAAGAAAAUGGCCUUUCGACGCCCACAAAAUUACGAAAAUGCCAUCCGAAAAUAAAUUGGCCCAAAUCGGUGUUUAAUGGACUUAUCAUCCGUGGAGAAUUGGAUCAAUAGACUUCAUUAUCGGUGGAGAAUAGCCUCGGCCUGAUUUCGUGAUCUGUAGCCUCCAGAAUCGAAAGAAAAUGGCAUUUCGGAAAAAUCGCCCAAAAUCGGUGAUGGUACCCCUUUGUAAUCUGCCAAAAAUUGACCCGGAAUAAAUCCGCCCAAAUCGGUGCUUAAUGGACUUAGUCGUCGUUGAAGAAUAGUCUCAGGCCGAAUCCGUGAUCUGUAGCCUUCAAAAUCCAAAGAAAAUGGCCUCUCGACGCCCACAAAAUUACGAAAAUGCCAUCCGAAAAUAAAUUGGAAGUAGAUUUAUUUGGUUUAGUUGCAACUACGAACAAAAAUUCUCUGAAAAGCCCCUAUCUUCAUCACCGGUUCAUCCAUCCACCUUGCCGCAAACAAUGUCAAGAGCUCUUUGUCUCCGGCGCUCAAUCCUCCACCUCCUCCACCUCCGUCCCUGUCAACCCAUUUCCACCGAAUUCCCCGACAAAGCCGCCGAUCCUUCCAAACCAUCACUACCCAUCAAACCCUAUUCGCACAUUCUCAACCUCCUGCCCCGCGCCGGCUUCGUCCGAAGCUGAGCUCCGGAGGUACCUCGGCUACACAGCUCUCGUGCUCUUCUGCGGAGCCGCCAUUUACUUCUCAUUCCCCUUCUUGGAGAACGCCAAGCACAAGAAAGCCCAGCUCCUUAGGUACGCCCCAUUGCCCAAGGAUCUCCACACCGUUUCCAAUUGGAGCGGCACAUAGCCUUACUUUGCAGAACUUUGCAUCCAUUAGAGAAGAGCAGAUUGGUUGCAUUAUUCAGGUUCUCUCACUGCAUUUCGUCCUUUGGAUGAGAUACUUUAGUAUUGGAUAUUAGGCAAAAGAUGUCUCCUUCUCCAUCUGAACCAUUUAUUAGUUUGAGAUAGUUGGGGUAAUCUGAUGCUGAUCCAUUGCUGCACGCUUGCUAGACAUUAAACCGUCUCCUACGCCAAAAGUAUGCUGUCAAUAAAUCGAGGACGCUUCUGAUCGCGAUGUCAAAAUUAGGUCGGGUCUUGCGAAAUCAAAUCGAUUUUGGAAAUUGGUACUUUCUUCGAUUUGGAGGUUUUGCUGCAUCAAAUUGUUUUGAUUGUAAUCUCGAAAUCGCUAUUAGCUAGAUUGUUGCAACACUCUGGGGUUUAUCCUGACUUCACUUAAGAACUGGUUCCUGAGAGUCGCAGUACACCAUUCCUGUUGAUGAACGUCGUUCAUAUUCAAGCUGAUGGGCGAUUUGUUUGUUUAUAGAAAGGCAAGUUAACACGGCUUACUCGUAGAUGAAUAAUUGAAUAUACUUCUUAGGCUUUCAGUGAAAUUUGUUGACUCUUUGACCGUAAUAAUUUUACGCGAUAAUUACUAUAUUAACGAAUAUAUUGCAUUUCUUUAAUUUUCGUGACAUAUUUGUUAAUUCAAAUAUAGUGGUUAUAUUGAGAAAGAAAAAUUAAAAUUUUUCAGCAAAUGUGACGAUGUCGCUAAAAAAAUAAGAUGAACAUAUAAUAAUUUGUGAAACUACUACUAUAAUAAAAUAAGACGAAUAAU